Cylicocyclus nassatus is the source of this 4212-nucleotide messenger RNA. Lineage: Eukaryota; Metazoa; Nematoda; Chromadorea; Rhabditida; Strongylidae. The record is from the annotation of a GenBank genome assembly.
AUGCCUGAUCCGUAUUCGAUCCUAUUUCUUCUCUUAUUCACUUCAAUAGGCUGUAUCGAUGCUGAUGAUUCAGAAGAUGGAGCACCGGUUAUAAUCGAACAUCCGUUAGACGUAAUUGUUUCGAAAGGCUCCCCGGCCACCUUGAAUUGUGCUGCAAAACCUCCAGGAGCACAGAUCACAUGGUAUAAGGAUGGCCAGCCAGUCACCACAAAUAAAGAUCAAGUGAACAGUCAUCGAAUAAUUCUGGAUACGGGUGCCUUAUUUCUGCUCAAGGUUAGCAGUGGGAAAAACGGAAAAGAUGGUGAUUCGGGCUCGUAUCAUUGCGUUGCACGAAAUGAGCAUGGCGAGGCUCAAUCCCGAGAAGGUACACUGAAAAUCGCCAUGCUAAGGGAUGAUUUUCGGACACGACCUCGAACGGUUCAGGCGCUAUCAGGAGAUAAAGCGGUUUUGGAAUGCUCACCUCCGCGUGGUUUUCCGGAACCAGUCGUUAGUUGGAGGAAGGAUGACAGGGAAUUGAAGUUGUCAGAGAUCCCUCGAAUGACGCUCCAUCCGGAUGGAAAUCUCAUCAUUGAGCCGGUGGAACACGGAGACUCUGGGACAUACCAGUGUGUGGCAACGAAUAUGGUUGGAGAGCGAAUAUCGAAUCCUGCAAGACUCAGCGUUUACGAAAAGCCGAAAUUCUUGCAAGAGCCGAAAGAUGUCACCGUUGAUGUCGGUUCAUCUGUCCUUUUUGACUGCCGCGUGUCGGGUGAACCGCAGCCUCAGAUUAGCUGGAAGAAGAAAAAUGAUCAAAUGCCAGUGGCUAGGGCCUAUAUAGCCAAGGACAACAGGGGCUUACGGAUUGAUAGGGUGCAAGUUUCUGACGAAGGCGAUUACGUUUGUUAUGCUCGCAAUCCAGCUGGCUCGAUUGAAUCCUCUGCCCGAUUGAAGGUUCAGGCUCCACCAACAUUCCAAACAAAACCUACCGAUCAAACCGUUGCCCAUGGUUCAACUGCCACAUUUGAUUGCGUGCCUGUAGGACAACCGACUCCGGCUUAUUUUUGGAGCAAAGAAGGACAACAGAAUCUGCUGUUUCCUGGUCAUGUUUCCGCUGACGGUCGCAUAAAGGUCUCCUCCUCUGGAACACUGACGAUUGCGGAUGUGCGUCCCAUGGAUGAGGGUGCCUACGUUUGUGCAGCAAUGAAUUCCGCCGGAAGUUCGCUAAGCAAAGCACUGUUGAAGCUCUCAACAAAAGCAGUGGUUGCACAACCUCCUCCGGUAAUCGAAUAUGGCCAUCAGAACCAGACGCUGAUGGUUGGAUCUUCCGCCACGCUACCAUGCCAGGCUAGCGGUCGAACACCACCUAGGAUCUCGUGGCUUCUUGAUGGAAACACCGUGGACACCACGAAAGACAAUCGCUACAGUCAACAUUCAAGUGGAAGUCUGCAUAUUGCGGACUUGAAGAAAUCCGAUACUGGUGUGUACACAUGUCGCGCGAAGAACGAUGAUGGAGAGUCCACUUGGACGGCUUCUUUGAUAGUGGAGGAUCACAACACCAAAUCGGUGUUCUCUCGAAUGCCUGACCGAUCCAACUUCCCUUCGGCUCCUUCACAACCGAUUGCAAGCAAUGUUUCUGAUUCGGAGGUUGAUCUGGAAUGGCGAGCACCAGAGCGGAACGGUGGUAGCCCGGUUACAGGUUAUAUCAUCCAGUUCUUUAGCCCUGAAGUAGGAGAGACUUGGUUGAAUGUACCGGACUACAUCUCGGGGCCGCGUUAUCGUGUGAAAAACUUGAGACCAUCGCAGACUUACGUGUUUAUUGUUCGAGCUGAGAAUGACAAAGGAAUUGGACCACCGAGUCCAAUCUCUCCUGUCGUUACUACACUUGCUAGGAAUGCACACUUGUCAGCCGAUGAUCUCGAGAAUCUCGAUCUCGAACAAGCGACGCGACGGAUAACUUCGGAACAAUUGAUAAAGCUUGAGGAAGUCAAAACCAUCAACUCAACUGCUGUAAGACUUUUCUGGAAGAGAAAGAAGGUUGAGGACAUGGUCGAGGGAUACUACAUCAAGUGGCGUGGACCGCCACGAAGCAACAUCAACCAGUGGGUGAAUGUCAGUGGUGCGCAUGUCGAGUCAUACGUGGUUAAUGGCCUGAUGCCUUUCACAAACUACGAGUUUUUUGUGAUUCCCUAUUACAAAUCCAUCCAAGGAGCUCCUAGUAAUUCUAUGGAUGCCUUAACUGCUGAAGCUCCUCCAUCGUUGCCUCCAUCGGAGGUACAUAUCCGAAUGCUGAAUCUGACCACUUUGCGUAUUGGAUGGAGAGCACCUCCAGCUGAUGGCAUGAAUGGAAUCCUCAAGGGAUUCCAGAUUGUAAUCCUCGGAAAGGGAACAAAAUUCAAUCGUAACAUCACGACAAACGAGCGAGCUGCAAGUGUCACGUUAUUUCAUCUAAUUCCCGGAAUGACGUACAAAAUUCGUGUUGCUGCUCGAACGAAUGCCGGCAUUGGUGUGAGCCAUGGGACGGAUACUGUCACGAUGAACCAAGAAACGCUUGACAAACAUCUGAGUUUGCAUAGUGAGCAAGAGUCAUUCCUUUAUUCACUUUCACGACAAUCGUGGUUCGCCUUGCUGGUGAUGCUGCUCGUGUGUGUCUUCUUGAUUCUCGUCGCCAUAUUCGUAUUCUGGUAUUACAAGAAUAGCAAAAAUGCGAAGAGUGUUCAGGACACCGCUGAGUGGCAUCAGUUUCAGGAUCGAACAUUUAUCAAAAUCAAUGAUGGAUCAGUGCAUAUGACUCAGAAUGGUGUUUGGGAUCAUAACCCGUAUAAUACAGCAGCGCGAAUGACUCUAAACAACCGAUGUCCUGCAACCCAUCAACCAUAUUCGGUGACUCCGAACCAGCAAGACUUUUAUAAUGCUCCUUGCGAUGACUAUAUGGCUGGAACGAUGAAUCGUAAUGGGUCUGAACAUCAUUAUCACUAUGCGCAACUAUCGGGAGGUCCUGGCAAUUCUCUAAGCACCUUUUAUGGGAAUCAGUUCCAAGACGAUCCAUCCCCUUAUGCCACUACAACACUGGUCAUGUCUAAUCAACAGCCUGCUUGGUUAAAUGAUCGUAUGUUGAGAGGGCCUGCGCUACCGAGUAAUCCCAUCCCCAACGGUCCCCCUGCCAGGUAUGCCGACCACUCCGGGCGUCGAUCACGAGGCAGUCGAGCUUCAGAACAUCGACAAGCCAGUCAUCACUCCGACAGUCCACCCCAUACCGAUGUUAGUUAUGUCCAGUUUCAAUCCUCGGACGGCACUGGCGAAAGUUCCAAUGGUCGAUCGAAGCAAGGAACAAUGGCCGGGCGUCGAAGUCCUCCCAAGCACACAUUAAUGGACUUCAUUCCUCCUCCUCCUGCUAACCCUCCACCACCUGCGGAUGCAGCUUAUGAGUGCUCUCCGAGGAGACCACUACCGCGCUCGUUGAACGUGGAAGACCCUUAUGACUCCGUUUCAGACGGAGUAGGUUUUGCAGAUGAGAUGAAAGUUAGGCCUACUAGUAGAAAUAGGACUACAGGCAUUCGCCCCCAGAAAGGCAAUCGUGACGACGAUAGUCAGCGGUCGUCUUUAAUGAUGGAUGAGGAAGGUGGAUCAUCCGAAGCGGAUGGAGAAACUUCAGAUUGUGAGGCGCCGAAGCGGAAAACGGUUCCGCGGAUGGGCGUGUCCGCCAGCGCGCUGUCCCAAAGCAGCUAUGACUCUGGUCGAUCAGCAUCACGGUUCAAGUCGAUACAACGAGGCAAACAGGACCAUCUGUGAUCGCGGGUCACCUAAUGUGUUGUUGCCGUCUUAUCCCGGCUGUUCUUAACGGGUACCUUGUGAAACACUCCAUAUUCAGCAGUCCUGUUGUAAAUAACGAGAAUUUCUUUCUGCAUAUCUCAUAGAGCCACGCACCCUUCUACUCUGAAAAAAAUGCUCAAAAUAUGUUUCAUAUACAUUGUAAGCGCGCAUGAUCUCACGGCCUGAGGCUCAUUGUUGGCACCAUCCUUCUCUCCUUCUUUUUUGUUGUUACUAAAUUUGCCCUCAUUGCAUUUAUAUGCGCAAUAUGUUGAGGAUGAACACUUGUUCAAAUAGGCAGAUGAGCUUUACUCUUGUUUUACCAUUGUUCGAGGCUGUACGGUUCCGCCAUGUCAUAUUCUUGCUUGUUAUUGUACUAUGUGAACAAUUUUGCUUAUAAUUGUGCCGAAUAAAUUAUUUUCUGCU